This is a messenger RNA of Mercenaria mercenaria, 5996 nucleotides long. Its product is annotated as alanine--tRNA ligase, cytoplasmic-like. The transcript has 23 exons. The record is from RefSeq and is a predicted model, not a curated record. Lineage: Eukaryota; Metazoa; Mollusca; Bivalvia; Venerida; Veneridae. Gene Ontology annotation, biological process: tRNA modification; alanyl-tRNA aminoacylation. Gene Ontology annotation, cellular component: cytoplasm; mitochondrion. The coding region runs from base 86 to 3010 and encodes 974 amino acids. Gene Ontology annotation, molecular function: aminoacyl-tRNA deacylase activity; ATP binding; alanine-tRNA ligase activity.
UUUAUUAUCUACGCCAUUUGUACCAAGACAGGUGAGAAGGAAUUUUCGCAAUUAAAAGCAUUAUUCUGAUAUUUAAAGCUGUAAAAUGCAAGCUUUAAACCAUGGAAUAUGUCAGAAAUGCUUCCACAAACUGAGUAGGUUAAAAAGGACCUCAGUACGGGUACACAGAAGACUUUAUUCUUCAGAGUGGAAAUCUAAAGAUGUUCGAAAGCAGUUUCUAGAUUUCUUUUGCACCAAGAACAGUCAUGAAUUUGUAAAAUCUUCAUCAGUGAUUCCGGGGAAGAAUCAGGGAACUUACUUCACAAAUGCAGGAAUGAAUCAGUUCAAACCAAUCUUCCUGGGUACUGUCCCCGAGGGUUCGGAUCUUGCCAGGUACAGAAGAGUGGCCAACAGUCAGAAAUGUGUUCGUGUUGGCGGUAAACAUAAUGACCUGGAUGACGUAGGUCGUGACCUCACACAUCACACAUUCUUUGAGAUGCUCGGCAGCUGGUCAUUCGAUGAUUAUUUCAAGAAAGAAGCAUGUAGUAUGGCCCUGACAUUGUUAGUUGAUGUGUACAAACUACCACUAGACAGACUGUACUUUACAUAUUUUGGUGGUUGUGCUGAGCUUGGUGUACAGGCGGAUCUAGAGUGCAGGGAAAUAUGGAGGGAGCUUGGUGUACCUGAGGCUCGAAUUUUACCAUUUGGGAUGCAAGAUAACUUCUGGGACAUGGGAGAGACAGGCCCCUGUGGGCCGUGCACUGAGAUCCAUUUUGACCAUAUUGGGAAUAGAGACGCUUCAAGUCUGGUUAACAGGGACUCGCCAGAAGUUGUUGAGAUUUGGAAUCUUGUGUUUAUGCAAUAUAACAGACUGGGACCAGAGAAGCUGGUAUCCCUACCACAUACACAUGUAGACACUGGUAUGGGCUUAGAGAGAAUUUGUGCUGUGCUGAGGGGAACCAUGUCUAAUUAUGAUACAGAUCUUUUCCUGCCCAUAUUUGAUGUAAUAAAUAAGGAAACGGGCAUUUCAGUCUAUAAAGAUAGGAUUGGUUCCAGUGAUGUUGACAAUAUAGACACUGCCUAUAGAAUUAUAGGAGACCAUGCUAGAAUGGCCACAGUCUGUAUUAGUGAUGGACUCCUUCCAGGUAGAAUGGAUCUAGAGCACAGAUUACGUAUUGUGAUAUACAGAGCAUUGUUCCAGUGUCAUCAGCUGCUCAAAGCUAAACCUGGUCUUCUUGGAACACUGGUCAGGCCCAUUGCUGAAUCUCUUGGUGACACUUACCCAGACAUAUCUACACAUGAAAAUAAGGUGAAGGAAGUAUUAGAUAUGACAGAGGAGAGGUAUCUGCAGUCACAUAGUGAGGGUAGAAAGAAUUUUGAGAAACUUAAGAAGAAAAAUCCAGAUUUAACUACAUUAAAUGGUGAAUACAUAAAAAGGUUACAUGAUGGUUACUAUGGUUACAAAAUGUCAACUGAACUAAUUGAAAUGAUAGCGCCACAGUAUGGUCUAAAUAUAGACAUAGAGGACUUGCAUGCAUACCUUGAGUUUCAGCAUGGUGUUCCCAUUACUCCUGUAGAAGUGCAAUACCCUAACUUUACAGCAGAGUUGUUAAAUAAUUUAGCCAGUAGAGAUAUACCUGCCACAGAUGAUAGUCUCAAAUAUGAAUAUACAAAGUCCACAGAAGGAAUAUAUGAAUUUCCAGUAAUAGAGGGAAAAAUUCAGUGCUUAGUUGACGACAGAAAUCAGUUGUCUAAGCAUGCAUCAGAAGGUGAUAAAGUAGGGAUGAUUUUAGACAAGACACAGUUUUAUGCUGAAAAAGGGGGACAAGUAGGAGAUAAAGGUCUGCUGAAAACUCAGACUGGUACAGUGGAGGUAUUUGAUACACAGUCCAGUGGUGAUUUUGUUUUACAUAUUGGCCAUGUUGUACAGGGUCAUGUUGAAGCUGGCCAAGAAGCUGCACUAAAUAUAAAUUCUGAAUGGAGAAUCGGAUGUACUCGGAACCACACAGCGACUCAUCUUGUAAACUCAGCCCUACGUCAGGUUCUAGGAAGUGAUGUCACACAAAGUGGAUCAGUCGUCACCUGUAAUAAACUCACCUUUGAUUUUUCAUGUUGGGCACAAAUUAAAGAUGAAGACAUUGAAAAGGUGGAUGAAUUAGUAACAUCAACAAUAGAAGAGGAGGUUCCUGUACAGAGGCAACUGGUUCCACUGAAACAAGCUCUGGAGAUAGAAGGAAUGGUUUAUCUAGAUAAUGCGGUAUACCCAAGUCAUGUAUACGCAGUGUCUGUUGAAGGUCAUUCGGGAAAUAAAUCUUGCAUAUCGAAUGAGCUGUGUGGGGGAACCCAUGUGUUGAAUACAGGUGACAUUGAAGAUUUCUGUAUAACUAGUGUUCAAGGUCAAGGCAGUGGUACUAAAAGUAUUGUAUGCCUCACAGCAGAACCAGCUAGGCAGGCUAAACAAACAGCUGAGCAAGUGGAAUUGUUGUAUCGUGACCUGGCUACGUCUGUAAAACAAGAUGGAGAAUUAAAACACAGUACAGAGUUACAGAAACAGAUAAAUACGGUUCUAGGAACAAAAGUGUUACCAAAGUUGUUCAAGGACAAGAUGAUGACAAAAAUGGCGGCUAUUGGAAUGGACAUCAACACAGCGCUUAAUAAACAAGCUUUCAGACAACUACAUGAGGAUCUGAGUGCUAGAAUGAGUAAUGAAGAAGACUAUAUUGUACAUCAAUUUUCUAUGAAAGUGCUACCAAAGCUAAAUAAAAUGAUGAAAUCUUUGAAAAUAUUAAAGCCUUUGAUACUGGUGGUGGAGACAUCCAAUAAUACAGUGGCUUAUAUUGCUUUUCCCAAGGGUCGUGAAGAAGAAAGGUCAGAAAUGGUCAAAAUGUUCUGCGAAGCUGUUUUUGGACGUGUAACACAGUCUGAGGAUAAUUACAAAGUUGUGUCACUAAAAGGAAAACAUACUCAGAUUUUUUUAGACUGGUCUUAUAAAUUAAUGGAAAGUAGAAAAAAGGAUGUUGUUAAGUCCUAGCAGCAGUUAGGACAAAAUAUUUAGACUUACUUUGUCGAGUUUGUUACAUGAUAUAUUUUACCAACACAUUGCUACUUGAUACAUUUUACACACGCAUAUUUUAACUGCUCGUCACCUCAACGCAACAAAGUCGUAACUCAGUUUCUGUAAACUUUUCAGUACAGACAAAAAACAUCUUAUUUUAAAGAAAAAUAAUAAUUACUAAGCAACUUUUUAUGCCCCCCUUUGAAAAAGGAGGGGUAUAUUGUUUUGCAGAUGUCGGUUGGUCUGUCGGUCGGUCGGUCGGUCGGUCGGAAUGUAGACCUAUCCGUUUCCGGAUGAUAACUCAAGAACGCUUGGGCCUAGGAUCAUGAAAGUUGAUAGGGAGGUUGGUCAUCACCAGUAGAUGACCCCUAUUGAUUUUGAGGUCUGUAUGUCAAAGGUCAAGGUCACAGUGACCCUGAAUAGUAAAACGGUUUCCGGAUGAUAACUCAAGAACGCUUAGGCCUAGGAUCAUGAAAGUUGAUAGGGAGGUUGGUCAUCACCAGUAGAUGACCCCUAUUGAUUUUGAGGUCUGUAUGUCAAAGGUCAAGGUCACAGUGACCCUGAAUAGUAGAACGGUUUCCGGAUGAUAACUCAAGAACACUUGGGCCUAGGAUCAUGAAAGUUGAUAGGAAGGUUGGUCAUGACCAGCAGAUGACCCCUAUUGAUUUUGAGGUCAGUAUGUUAAAGGUCAAGGUCACAGUGACCCUGAACAGUAAAACAGUUUCCGGAUGAUAACUCAAAAACGCUUAGGCCUAGGAUCACGAAAGUUGAUAGGGAGGUUGGUCAUGACCAGCAGGUGACCCCUAUUGAUUUUGAGGUCAGUAUGUCAAAGGUCAAGGUCACAGUGACCAGGAACAGUAAAAUGGUUUCCAGGCAAUAACUUGAGAACGCUUGGGCCUAGUGUCAGGAAAAUUGAUAGUUAGGUUGGCCAUGACCAGCAGAUGACCCCUAUUGAUUUUGAGGUCAGUAUGUUAAAGGUCAAGGUCACAGUGACCCUGAACAGUAAAACAGUUUCCGGAUGAUAACUCGAGAACGCUUAGGCCUAGGAUCACUAAAGUUGAUAGGGAGGUUGGUCAUGACCAGCAGGUGACCCCUAUUGAUUUUUAGGUCAUUAGGUCAAAGGUCAAGGUCACAUUGGCCAGGAACAGUUAAAUGGUUUCUGAUCUUCUUGUCCAAAACCAUAAAGCCUAGGGCUUUGAUAUUUGGUAUGUAGCAAAAUCUAGUGGUCCUCUACCAAGAUUGUUCAGAUUAUUUCCCUGGGGUCAAAUAUGGCCCCACCCCUAGGGUCACAUGGUUUAUAUAGCCUUAUAUAGGAAAAAACUUUGAAAAACCUCUUGACCAAAACCACAGGGCCUAGGGCUUUGAUAUUUUGUAUAUGACAUCAUCUAGUGAUCCUCUACUAAGAUUGUUCAAAUUAUUCCCCAAGGGUCAAAUAUGGCUCCGCCCUGUGGGUCACGUGGUUUACAUAUACUUAUUUACAGUGUGCAUAUAAUUUCUGUUCCUUGUGCAAUUACUAAAUGCAUCAAGGGGGGCAUUUCGUGUUCGACGAGCUCUUGUUGAAAUUUAUUUUGCAACAGAAAAAUAAAUAAAGCAAGUACUUCAGUAUAAUUGAAACAUAAUUCAGGAAUGCAAUUUUGUGAAUAUUUUGAGUUACGACCUUGUUGCACUAAAACUGUGUAUAAUUUAUGAUAUUUUUUUGUGCAACAAGGUCGUAAGUCAUUACAUUUCAUUAGAUGUUUAGAUAUUUUAAUGUCAAUAAAACAUAUUUAACAAAAAUAUCUGUUAAAUAUCCUGGUGACUUACACAUCAGAAAUAAUUGUAUUAAAAAAAGCCACUUUAUUAUAAUAAUAAAAUAUCUAUAUUCAAAUUCUUUCAAAAUUGCACUUUUGUGUUUCAAAAUCUUUAAUAAAAUUACAUAACAUUAUAAUUAUGCACAUCUUCAGAGAAUUUUUUUUAAAUAAAUCAAACUUUCUUUAGAUAAAACAUUUUGUUUGUUUUUUCAAACAGGUAUUGAAAUAUCUUUGCCCAAUACAGGUAUGCACAAGGUAAGACAGGUAAUAAAAACUUCUUAAGUCUAGCAAUAAUUAUUAUUCAGUUAUUGGGGUUAUUCAGUUUCUUACUUGUCAUGACAAAUUUGAUAAAACUUGAAUGUUUUCAAAAACAAUCUAUAUCAUGAAUUAAUAAUUCAAAAUUGUAACAAUGUACUGAACUGUACAUUUACUGAGGUUUACAUCUGAUAAACCAAGACCUGUAAUGCAUACAAAAAACAGAAUUUUGGUUAGAAAUUCCUUUUCUUUUCCUCAUGUGAAAGGAACAAGUAAAAUGUAUGGUGCAUACUUGGAAUGAGGUUUUUUCUACAAAGUAACCAAGUCCACAUACUUCUGCCAUGGAAUUUUUAUGAAUUCUGAACGCAACUGCUUAUAAGUUGUAAACUACAAGGACCUUAGGUGUUGGAAUUUCCCUCAAACGUAAAUUCUGAAACAAACUCACAUAAUGUGUCUCACCUGAAUAGUCAGUUUGGUAUUCAAAAAUAUUUGGACUAUCUGAAUUCAGUCUCUGAGUAUUUCAAUGGAAUUCCAGUAUAAUUUUUCUCUGUCAGUGUUAAUAUCAAAAUUUUUGGUAACAGUUGACAUGCUUUUAAAAGCAAAGAAAUCCGUCUAAGGCAUUUCUUUAACAAUGUAUGGGUGUUUAAUGUGUGCCAUGUGCACAGUAGCAGACCACUCUGGAGUGGAGUAAAUUGGUUUUCUAUCAGAGGUAGCUCUUUCUAUGGUGUAAUGAAUUGAGUCCCCUUCACUCUGAGUAUGCCCCUUUCCUAAGUAUUUAUGGGUAUGGGUAUUUACUUUUUCCCUCCUACACUUACCAAAACGAUCAACAUAACUUUUCCCCUCAUUUUUACGUUUUUUUUGCAAGGUUUCUUUUCCAAUUAUCGGGAUUUCUUGUUUUUUUUCGGCCCCUACUUGGU